AUGAACGGCGAAGACCCGCCCGAGCGGCCCGACUACAUUACCAACAUCAUCAAUGGUCUCGAGCGCUAUAAUCCCGAGGCUGUCAGUAGCUUGGAGACCUAUCUGCAGGAGCAAUGUGAACAAAAGUUUUGCGACUCGAAUGCCAACCGGACCUUGCUCAAACUGUAUCAGCUGAACCCCGAUCGAUUGAAGGAUGAGGUCGUCACAAACAUUCUCGUCAAGGCCAUGACCUUGUUCCCCUCGCCGCAAUUCUCUCUAGCCCUGCACCUCGUCAAUCCUUCCGCCGUGGUCUCUGGUGAGCUCCACGAAGCUGUAACCAAGUUGCGCUCUCUGAACUCGCAGCUUGAGGGAGCCCAGUACGCUCAGUUCUGGGCUUCCGUUGAUGGAGACGAUCUGUGCGCAGACUUGAUCGCCGAUAUCUCCGGUUUCGAGGACGUUAUCCGACACCGCAUCGCGCUACUCGUGUCUCAGGCCUUCCGAGAGCUCAAGCUCACCCAUCUCGAGUCGUGGCUGGGUCUGAGCGAGGACGCCACUCGCAAGUUUGUCACCGAUGCUGCUGGCUGGACUGUCGACGGAGAUGGCAAUAUCAAAGUCCCCUCGAACCCCGACAAUGAGGCCAAGAAGGCCGAGAUUCGUGAGGAUGUCAAUGUUGAGCAGUUUUCGAGAGUGAUUCGCCGAUCAUGGGAGGACACUCUGUAA
Molecule: messenger RNA, 699 nt
Organism: Ustilaginoidea virens
Lineage: Eukaryota; Fungi; Ascomycota; Sordariomycetes; Hypocreales; Clavicipitaceae
Exons: 2
Coding region: 1-699 (232 amino acids)
Biological process (GO): regulation of translational initiation
Cellular component (GO): eukaryotic translation initiation factor 3 complex; cytoplasm
Molecular function (GO): ribosome binding; translation initiation factor activity
Source: RefSeq, a predicted model, not a curated record